AUGGAUAACGUCUUUUGCAAUUUGGAAGGGUCAAUCAAAUCAAUCAAUAUCGAUUCAAUUAAUCCAGCAUGCCUCAGAUGCCAGAAGGCCGUCAAGCUCAUUCCUGCCAAUAAUAAGGAAGAAAAGACAUUCGACACCUCCUCCACCAUCCACAACGAAAUUAAACGGCAAAUCAGCCAAGCCGGCACCUGGUCCCCAAAAACUGUUGAAUUUAAAACCCUGUAUUCCAGAUUGCUCAAAAAGGUGGUAACCAACAAUAACAGAGAAAUGUACUUGACUAUGUUGCCAGGAAUUUUAACCUCCGAUGGUUCAUUGACCGACCAAGCGUUACAGUAUUUACAACUCACCAAUGCCCACCUGUUUGUUUAA
This is a messenger RNA of Saccharomycopsis crataegensis, 369 nucleotides long. RefSeq lists its product as uncharacterized. The record is from RefSeq and is a predicted model, not a curated record. Lineage: Eukaryota; Fungi; Ascomycota; Saccharomycetes; Ascoideales; Saccharomycopsidaceae. The transcript is spliced from 2 exons. The coding region runs from base 1 to 369 and encodes 122 amino acids.